GUUGAUUUGAUUUGACUGAACGAAGAAUUUUCUGUGAAAGAUGGUUCAGUAUUCGACAACUUGUUUGUGUUGAUAUAUCAUGUAUUGGAUCGGAUUGAGGGCUGAUAAUAACCAUGACCGAUCCUCUUCCCACAAUAAACAUUGAUCAGCUCACUAGCUCUGUGACCAGUGUCCUGGCCUCAGCUCCACAAUCAGACUAUGUGGCUACUACCACAGGCACUGGCACUUGUGCCUCACAACCGUCCUCAACUGCAGUUACCUCCCCUUCAUUGGUCAUGACUCAUUCAAUGACCUCUCCAAUCACAACUGUUCCUCUGUCAAGUGUCCCUGGCAUGCCAUUGUCAAGCCUCCCCACCCCCCAGUCUAUGAUGCCAGUCAUGGUGCUGGCCUACGUAGGUGGAAGACCGACACUGCUGUCCCUAACGGAUCAGCUGACAAGUAGCAAAUUCCCCACAGCAACCUCCAAUGGUCCUCAACUGCAGCAGACUGUACACAGUAUUAGUCACGUGGACAGCAGCAGUAUGAUACCUGUGUCAGGUUCCAUGUCCCAGACUUGCCGGCCGUCAGUUCUCCCACAGAUACAGCCUUUGCCUUCACAAGCAGAACCGGUACAAGUGACAAAUAAAUCUGAACAGAGUAUCCCUGGUCAUAUCUUGAUCCAACCCAAGCCUACAGUAGCCACAUCCUGUGCUCCAAUACCCCAGUCUACCCAGCCUGUUCAGUCUAUCCCCACCUCCACUGGCCCCCCUCUGCCCAGAGCCCUUACCCCCAUGACCAGUCAGACCCACAGGAUGACCCCUAUUGACCUCCAGGCCCUUCUUAAUCAGUGUGUCCAGAGUCCAGUUCUGACUCAUCAGCCAUGUUCUAGUCAAACUCCCAGCAACAAUCUCUUACAGCUGGCAGCAGGGGGGAUAACUGCUGAGCAUCCAGUGUCUCAGGGAGAAAUACCAUGUAUGCCUCCAGCCCAGGGGUUAACUUCCCUUCCUGAUCCAGUCCCCAUCCCACCCCUAUCUCAGCAGAGUGUACUGCAUAACCAGGUACACACCAACACAUCAGCUAUGAUGCCGUCAGGGACCGUAGCUGGUUCAGGGGCAGAGAACUCUGACACACCUGUCAUGAUGGAGAGCCAGUCCAUGGGUCCUCCGCCUCCAGGAACACUAACGGUUGGUGAUCAUGACAACACAACAGAGCAGACAGGCCUUACCAAUGUCCAGCAGUUGAUGACCAGUCUGGAUGGCCUCAGUCCAGUAGCUAAUAGUGUCUGCUCAUUAACCGGAGAGUACCAUAACAUUUCAGUGCUGGACCUGUUGAUGAAAGUCCAUGGUGGUGACCUCGAAAAGACCAGUCAGGAAGGGAUGGGCAAAAGCACUCCAUUUUCAUCAGGGCCCACCCCUGGGGAACCUGCCACACCCAGUGACACGGCUUCUAUCACACAGUUCUUCUGUGUUGAGUGCUGCAGUAGUAGUGAGUCUCCAUGUAAGGUACAUGAGUGUAAAUAUACACGGGUCUAUGACAAACCCAUCAGCACCAAGGCCAGGAUGACACUGCCAGAUGUCCUCUACUUGUCGCAGAGCUCUGUCAGCUCCAACUUACCAGGAGUGUGGACAAAGUCAUUUAUGUCAAGUCAUACUGUGUUUGGACCAGUCAUUGGAGAGCCAAAAUCUGCCCAUGAAUGUGACAAGGAGAAAAAACCUAACUUCUUCACGUGGAAGAUUUUUUACGAUGGUAAAGCAGAGGGUAUCUGUGUAUCGGAUGAAAAUCAUUCAAACUGGAUGAGGUUUGUGAAGCCUGCUCGGGCCUCAGAGGAGCAAAAUGUGGUGGUAUAUCAGCAGGGGAGAGAAAUCUUCUUCAGCACAUGUAGAGAUCUGAUGCCAAACCAAGAACUGCUUCUCUGGUAUUCCAAAGAUUAUGCCAAAGCCCUGGGUAUGCCAUCAAUGCCUGGAACCAUGGCUACGUGUAAUGUUUGCUCCAAGUCCUUUCCAAACACCAAGUGCCUGGGUCAACAUGUGAAGUACUCACACCCGGACAUGUCAACACGAAAGUAUAAGUGUGAAUACUGUGGACGUGGGUUCAAUUCCUCCUCCAAGCUGAAGAGCCACGUUUUGAGUCACCUGGGAGUCAAGCCUUACAUGUGUGCACAGUGUGGGAAGAAGUUUACAGAGAAGCCUAAUUUAACCAGACACAUGUUCAUUCACACAGGAGAGCGUAAAUUUGCCUGUGAGGUCUGUGGACGAGGUUUCAGGCAGAAGGCCCACCUACAGUCGCAUAUCCUGGUCCACACAGGAGAGAGAACCAUACGCUGUCGAUACUGCGAAAAGCUAUUUGCUCGCACCUCUGACCUCAAGCAGCACGAGUACCAGCACACCAAGGAGAAAGUUUUCACAUGUCCACAUUGUAACAAGGUCUUCUACAAACUACAGAACUUCAAAAAACACUCCAAAAUUCACUCGGGACAAAAGGACUACCCGUGUCACCAAUGUGAAAAGUGUUUCUUUACACGAUACCAUAUGAAACGCCACCUACAGACUUGUAAAGGAACUAAGGGUCAUUAUACCUUAGGCCCAGAGGAUCCUGAAAUUGUGGCCCUGAACAUGGACCAUUGCGCAGCAUCUUGUGAGGAGGUACCCACUCCUCCUGACCCUCCUAGCCAUAACCAAAAACGGACUAAAGUUAAAGGAAAAGGGAAAAAAUAGGGUUCUAUUUAUUAUGUGUAGGUAAUUAUUUUUGUUACAAAACUACAUUUUAAGAAUUUCAUCUUAUUUACAUCAAAAUGGUUUUAAAGAUUUGUGUUUGCCAAAGUUAGUAUUUCCCUGUGGCUAGUCAGAUUUAUUUACCAAUGCUGCAUUGAAAUUGUACCAGUGUUAAUCAUGAAAAAUUAAAAUUCAGUAUUUAUUCCAAGUAAUGACUUAUUUAGGUUUUGUGUGAACUGAGAAGAACAUUUGAAAAAUGAAGUACGCCCUGUCUGAAAGAUCUCCAGAAAAAUACAUCAGCUUGUUCUUUUACCUCUUUUUUCCCCCCAAGAAUAUUUUAACCACCUUUUGAUGUCAUAAACAAUCUUGCUGAGAAAGUGUAAUUUAGAAUUCAGUUUCAAACUUAGAUUUAAAAAUCUGGAAAAAUAGGUGAUAGUACAUGAAGCUUCAAUUAAGCUUCCUUAAAUCCACUUCUCACUUAUCUUUUAUAGAUGUAUGAAUGUAUUUAUUUAAUUGAUUAGUGUUUUACACUCGAUGGUCUAGCUUAUGGUUAGAGAAUACAA
Messenger RNA from Liolophura sinensis, 3253 nucleotides. Its product is annotated as PR domain zinc finger protein 4-like. The coding region runs from base 114 to 2693 and encodes 859 amino acids. Gene Ontology annotation, molecular function: protein binding; DNA-binding transcription factor activity, RNA polymerase II-specific; RNA polymerase II cis-regulatory region sequence-specific DNA binding. The record is from RefSeq and is a predicted model, not a curated record. Gene Ontology annotation, biological process: regulation of transcription by RNA polymerase II. The transcript is spliced from 11 exons. Lineage: Eukaryota; Metazoa; Mollusca; Polyplacophora; Chitonida; Chitonidae.